Molecule: messenger RNA, 2154 nt
Organism: Zingiber officinale
Lineage: Eukaryota; Viridiplantae; Streptophyta; Magnoliopsida; Zingiberales; Zingiberaceae
Product: calcium-dependent protein kinase 26-like
Exons: 7
Coding region: 377-2023 (548 amino acids)
Biological process (GO): protein autophosphorylation; peptidyl-serine phosphorylation; intracellular signal transduction
Cellular component (GO): nucleus; cytoplasm
Molecular function (GO): calcium/calmodulin-dependent protein kinase activity; calcium ion binding; ATP binding
Source: RefSeq, a predicted model, not a curated record
CUGGAAAAAAAAAAUCUUUGAUUAAUUAAUUUUAUUAAACCAAGGCCAACAUUGAUUGCAACUACAAGAUUAUGGUCUGUCUGAUUUGUAAUUAUUUCCUAAAUUUAUAGUUGAAUCCGCCGCCGCUUACGAACUUGAAAUUUGAUCGCAUUUAUUUAAUCCGCAAAUCUCGCCUCGCACCUUCCGCCGCUCCUUCCUCUGCUCAAUCUUUCACGAACAGUUCAUUUGAAUCACUAAAAAAAAAAUCGUUUUUUUAUUCUUUGGAGCCUUUUUUUGCAGUUAAUUGUGUUAGAAAUCGUAGUACUUGAGGUCGUCGAAAGCUGCUUGCUUUCGCCUGAAUCGCCGGCGAUCGAUGCGAUCUUGUUGGUAGAUUUUGAUGGGCAAUUCUUGCCGGGGAUCCUUCAGAGACAAGCACCGCCAGAAUAGUUUUUUCAUGACCGGGGAGCGGCCGGCGUCGAAGCGCCACCAGGGCUCCGAGACCGACGACACGUCCAAGAAGGCCCAGCUGAAGCAGCGCGACGCCGCCUCCAUCGCCGCUACCCCCACCGUUGCCAUGAGGCGGAGCUCCGACCCCGGCUCCAACUCUGUGCUCGGCCACAGGACCCCUAACCUCCGGGAGCUCUACGUGCUGGGACGGAAGCUCGGGCAGGGGCAGUUCGGCACCACGUACCUUUGCACCGAGAUCACCACCGGGGUCCAGUACGCCUGUAAGACCAUCGCCAAGCGGAAGCUGAUCUCGAAGGAGGACGUGGGGGACGUGCGGCGGGAGAUCCAGAUCAUGCACCACCUGGCAGGGCACAAGAACGUCGUCACCAUCAAGGGCGCCUACGAGGACCAGCUGUAUGUGCACAUCGUAAUGGAGCUGUGCUCCGGCGGGGAGCUCUUCGAUCGGAUCAUCGAGAGGGGGCAUUACAGCGAGCGAAAGGCGGCUGAGCUUAUCCGGAUCAUCGUGGGCGUCGUGGAAGCUUGCCACUCGCUCGGUGUUAUGCACCGAGACCUGAAGCCAGAAAAUUUCUUGUUGGUUAACAAGGACGACGAUUCCUCCCUCAAGGCCAUUGAUUUCGGCCUCUCUGUGUUCUUCAAGCCAGGUCAAAUUUUUACUGAUGUGGUUGGAAGCCCAUACUAUGUUGCUCCUGAAGUACUUUGCAAGCAUUACGGACCAGAAGCUGAUGUUUGGACUGCUGGUGUUAUAUUAUAUAUUCUGUUGAGUGGUGUCCCUCCCUUUUGGGCAGAAACACAGCAAGGAAUUUUUGAUGCAAUUUUGAAGGGAGUCAUUGAUUUUGAAUCAGAUCCAUGGCCAUUGAUCUCAGAAAGUGCCAAAGAUCUCAUAAGGAACAUGCUAUGUUCUAAACCUUCAGAACGCUUGACAGCCCAUCAAGUACUAUGUCAUCCUUGGAUUUGUGAUCAUGGAGUUGCUCCUGAUCGAGCACUUGAUCCGGCUGUUCUUUCUCGCCUCAAACAAUUCUCUGCAAUGAAUAAGUUAAAGAAGAUGGCUUUGCGAGUUAUAGCGGAAAGCCUUUCGGAGGAAGAGAUUGCGGGAUUAAGAGAAAUGUUCAAGGCAAUGGACACAGACAACAGUGGGUCGAUUACCUUUGAUGAGCUUAAAGCAGGUUUCAGAAGAUAUGGUUCGACUUUAAAGGAUACAGAGAUUCGUGAUCUAAUGGAAGCAGCAGAUGUGGACAACAGCGGAACCAUCGACUAUGGUGAAUUCAUUGCUGCGACAGUACAUCUCAACAAGCUAGAGCGCGAGGAACACUUGGCGGCGGCUUUUUCAUACUUCGACAAGGAUGGAAGUGGUUAUAUCACAGUUGACGAGCUUCAGCAAGCUUGCAAAGAGCAUAAUAUGACUGAUGCUUUUCUCGAAGACAUCAUUAAAGAAGUGGAUCAGGAUAAUGAUGGCCGCAUUGAUUACGGUGAGUUUGUUGCUAUGAUGCAAAAGGGUACCAUGGGAUUGGGACUCGGUCGGCGGACAAUGAGGAACAGUUUAAACAUAAGCAUGAGGGAUUCUCCAGGACCUUUCUGAGCACACUUCUCACUGGUUGGAUUCUGUUUUCUUCUUGGCAUUCAUGUUUCUGCGAAACGAAUAUGAAACAACCGAAAAUAUGAGAUUGUCAUGUUAUUUUUUUUAAAAAUCACAAAAUACGUCUCGAUUAA